CCGCGUGGGAUUGGCUUCCAGAAAUUAUUGUGGGUGGACUCGGUGCUCCGGGGCAGCAGAAGCCAGCGAACCACCCUCUCCCUCCCCCCUCCGUCUCUUGUUUUACCUGACGCCGUCUCCGAGAGGAAGAUCGCUUCUCGAAACACCAAUCGAUCCAGCAAUCCAGCAAUCCAGCAAUCCCCUUCGGUGUGGCCCUCCUCCGCCCCCGCCGACCUGUCCCCUGAGGGAGUUUACUUCUUUCUAUAUGGGAACAGAGGGAAAGAAUUGAGGAAGGUUGGACGCCAUGGGAGUGAUUUGCUCGAAGGGAGCUGCUGUUGAUAAAUCGCCCAGUGAAAGCACUCUUAAUGCUAAUGUCCUCAGAGAUGAUGAUAUGAUCGGUUAUGAGUCCUACGAAAGGGAGAAAAGCAGUUUAAAGACUGUGCCGGUGGCUGAAACUAUGGGGAAGGGGUUGCAUGAAGAACCCUACUUGGUGCCCAAAGAGCCCCAAGAACCCAAAGAGUCGCAGCUGUCCAGAGUUCUUUCCCUAAAAUCCAAGUCAACAAAGUCAAAGCCGGCCGCCUCUGGGAAGAUCACGACAACCAAGGUCUCGGAAGUCAGCUUACUUUUGGGGAGGGCUGGUACCGCUGGACUUGGAAAAGCAGUGGAGGUUCUGGACACACUUGGUAGUAGCAUGACUAGUUUGACCCCCAGUGGCGGGUUUGUUUCAGGGGUCACAACGAAAGGCAAUAAAAUAUCAAUUCUAGCUUUCGAAGUUGCAAACACAAUAGUCAAAGGUGCCAAUCUCAUGCAAUCGCUUUCAAAAGAAAAUAUAAAGUAUUUGAAAGAAGCGGUGCUUCCCUCAGAAGGUGUGCAACAUUUAGUUUCCAAAGAUAUGGAUGAGUUGCUAAGGAUUGCUGCAGCUGACAAAAGGGAAGAGUUGAGAGUAUUUUCUGGAGAAAUUAUUCGAUUUGGUAAUCGUUGUAAAGAUCCUCAGUGGCACAACCUGGACCGUUAUUUUGCCAAACUAGAGUCAGAACUUACACCUCAGAAGCAGCUGAAAGAAACAGCAGCUGGAGCUAUGCAGAAUUUGAUGACAUUGGUUCGGUAUACAGCUGAACUGUACCAUGAGUUGCAUGCAUUGGAUAGAUUUGAACAAGAUUAUCGACGGAAACUUGAUGAAGAGAACUUAACUGCAAUUCAAAGAGGGGACAAUCUUCAAAUUCUAAGGCAAGAAUUGAAGAGCCAACGGAGGCAUGUAAAAAGCUUAAAGAAAAAAUCACUCUGGUCCAGAAUUUUGGAAGAGGUCAUGGAGAAGCUCAUAGACAUUGUCCACUUCUUACAUCUGCAGAUCCAUGAUGCAUUUGGAACUGCUGACGGAGAUAAACCUUUGAGGGGGUCCAGCAGUCAUCAAAGAUUAGGGUCAGCUGGUCUUGCAUUGCAUUAUGCAAAUAUCAUCACUCAAAUUGACACUCUUGUAUCACGAUCAAGUUCUGUGCCUCCAAACACAAGGGAUGCAUUGUACCAAGCACUGCCUCCCAGCAUAAAAUCUGCUUUACGCGCUAAGUUACAAUCAUUUCAGGUCAAGGAAGGGCUCACUGUUUCUCAAAUCAAAGCUGAAAUGGAGAAAACGUUGCAAUGGCUUGUCCCAAUUGCCAAUAAUACAACCAGAGCACACCAUGGUUUCGGUUGGGUUGGGGAGUGGGCAAACACAGGGACUGAAUUGAAUCACAAACCAGCUGGGCUGACUGACUUCAUCAAGAUAGAGACACUCCACCAUGCAGACAAGGAUAAAACUGCGGCAUACAUACUUGACUUGGUGGUGUGGCUUCACCAUCUAAUCAGCCAGUCUAGAUCUGGAAAUGGAGGCAUCAAGUCUCCAAUUAAAUCCCCAAUUCAUUGUCCCACAAAGAUGAGCUUGGUAAUUUCUUUGGCACAGAACAAAUCCAUCAGCCCAACAUCCAUGCUUACACAAGAAGACCAAGAAAUGUUACGAUAUGUCAACUCCAGAAAACUUACGCCGGGGAUAAGCAAAAGCCAGGAAUUUGACAGUGCCAAGUCAAGAUUGAGCAAGGAUGACAGGUUGAGUAAGAGCAGUAGUCAUUCUCCAACAAGUGAAAGCACAAAAGAACUAUCUGCGACGAGGAAUCCAACAGUGGCCCCCAUCAUUGAUUUUGACAUUGACAGGAUUAAAGUUUUUGAUGUAAUUGAUAGAGUGGAAAAUCCUUAGAAACUAUUGAGAGUUUGCAUUCAGGGUACAAUUGGAUUAUUGGUGUAGGAUACUCUCGGAUUGGGUAGAGGCAGCAGUGUAAGAUAAACAAGAGUGGCAGAAGGGAUGGGUAUAUGUCUUUUGUACACAGCAAUGGUGAUCAUGGUUGAUUUGUAUUUUAUACAGGGGAACUGUUCCAUCUUAUAUGCACAAAUCAGAGGGAGGAAUAGGGCGGCAUCACCUGAGCUUAUAAAAGGGAUGUGGUGAUUUUUCUAAUACUCAAUUUUCAGUUACUUUUCUGUCA
Molecule: messenger RNA, 2489 nt
Organism: Phoenix dactylifera (date palm)
Lineage: Eukaryota; Viridiplantae; Streptophyta; Magnoliopsida; Arecales; Arecaceae
Product: protein PSK SIMULATOR 1-like
Biological process (GO): positive regulation of growth
Source: RefSeq, a predicted model, not a curated record